AUUUAGGCCACAGUUGACAUUACAUCAAAGUCAAAAACUAGUAAAGAGUACAUUUUAUCUAUGAUCUAUGAAUAUUUAUUAUCUCUAGAUUAUAAAAUCCUAUAAAUUUUUGAAAAUCGCCAGCAAAUUUUGUUGUACUUUGGUACACGCAUUUCAACUUUUAGAUAGAAUACGGUGAAGAUGUUUGGAACGAAAUAAAAAAGGUAGCAAACUGCGAGAACCAAGUAUUCAACACGCACCAAGUUUAUCCAGACCAUACCUUGAGUGAUCUAGCUAUAGCUGCUGCGACCGUUUUGGGUGCUUCCUAUGACAGUUUCAUGAACUUUUUCGGGCGGUGCUUUGUGAGGUUUUUCACCAACUUAGGAUAUGAUGUUACUAUUAAAGGCACUGGUCGAUAUUUUACUGACUUUUUAGAAAGUGUCGAUAAUAUUCAUACCCAAUUUCGUUUUACAUAUCCAAAAAUGCAGAGCCCGUCGAUGUAUUUGACAGAUAUUGACGCUAAUGGUUGCGUCUUGGUAUACAGAAGUGGCAGAACAGGUUUCACCCAGUAUAUAAUGGGACAAUUGGUGCAGAUUGCUAAAGAUUUUUACAAUUUGCCUCUGGGUGUCAAAGUUUUGGAGAAAGCAUCUUCAGCUAGUGGGGCUAGAAGUUUUGUAAUAGUAACUUUUAGACUUAAUUAUGAUAAUAGACCAUAUAUGCUCCAUAAAUCCCGUAAGGAUUCGUUCCACACCAGCGGACUUUUAACUCCGUUUUCCAGCGAGGUUCUGCUAGAACUGUUUCCGUUUUGCUUAAUAAUAGACAAAAAGAUGAAUAUCAUUGCUUGCGGUAACAAAUUCCUGGAAAUAUGGAGAGGAAAGGAAAAUUUCUUCGACAAAUCCAUUACAAAUUAUUUUCGACUGAGAAGACCAAAGGGUAUAUCGUUCACUUGGAAGAACACUUUAAAUCUCCAAUCCGUCAUGUUCGAGAUGGAGUGCAACAGAGGAAUUGAAAAUUACAACGAAAUUACCGAUGAAACAAAUGCUGCAAAAGAAAAAGAAGAAAAGCGGCUGUCAACACCGCAGGAAAUUAAAAAUAUCAUACUGAAGGGACAAAUGAAAUACGUCAAAGAUAUCAACGCAAUAAUUUAUUUGUGUAGUCCAGUGAUUAACGAUCUGGACGACUUAGUAGAUCAGGCACUCUAUUUAAACGAUCUAAAUCCACAUGGGUUAAGCAAGGAGCUAGUGUUGGCUGGAUGGCAACAUAACUCACGACUUGAAGUGAUGUUUGAUAAAGCAGAACAGAGAUCUGAUGAGUUGGAUAAAAAUUUCCAACUGUUAGAAUCAUGGAAACGUAGAGGUGACGAACUUUUAUAUUCGAUGAUUCCCAAAUCUGUCGCCGAUCGAUUGAGAUCUGAUAAAUCGAGUCUUACUACUUGUGAGGCCUUCGAAUCGGUGAGCAUCCUGUUCUGCGAACUGGUUGGACUGACUUCUGAAACCGUCAGAGAAACUAUGGUCGUAGUUUCAACAAUGAACACAGUUUUUUCUUUAUUCGAUGCAUUGAUGGACAAAUUUCACGUCUACAAGGUUGAAACCGUUGGACAAGUUUACAUGGUUGCCAGCGGAGCUCCAGAACGGACGCCACUGCACGCUCAAAAUAUCGCUGAUUUGGCUUUGGCUAUGUUGAGCGAAAUAAAGCGAAUAAACUUGAAGAAAACUGUAGUCGAUGUUAAAAUAGCCAGGAAAUAUAAAUAUUUCCAACUCCAUGAAAGAACUGUUACCAAAAAACAAGUACAACAUCCAAAGUCGAGGACUCGUCAAAAUUAAAGGCAAAGGAAAUAUGCAAACUUACUGGUUAUCAGAGAAAUAAAGUUGAUUUCCCAUCGUUAGUACCUGCUGAAAUAAAAAUACCGCUAUGUAGACUAAAAAACUAUAUUUAUUAAAUUAGAAUUAACUGUUAC
This is a messenger RNA of Psylliodes chrysocephalus, 1936 nucleotides long. Lineage: Eukaryota; Metazoa; Arthropoda; Insecta; Coleoptera; Chrysomelidae. The record is from the annotation of a GenBank genome assembly.